CUCAACAGCGGGAGCCCUGCAACGUCGGCAGUGCCAGCCCAGCUUACCGGGACAACGAAUGAUAAAAGGAUGAAGGAUGGAGGCCGACCUCUCGCCGAACAGGGCCAGCUGUGGACAGAUGUCCAGGCAUGGCAGGAGGCAGAGCUCACUGCCCAUGGCCUGCCAGCCCACCCCAAAACGAUGCCAGCGACGAAUGCCGCUGCCAAGCGCCGCGUUUGCAGGUCUUGCAGAUGUGUCAAUAUCCGGAGAUAUCCCAGUGGAAGGGGAGAUUACUGUUCCUGUCGGAUCUCGCUCUUCUGACGAAGAUUACUCCACAUUGGACGAGCCCGUUAAGGAUACAAUUAUGAGAGAUCUCAAGGCUGUUGGGAAGAAAUUUGUCCAUGUCAUGUAUCCAAAGAAGAGUAGUGCACUCCUCAGAGACUGGGAUCUUUGGGGCCCUUUGGUGCUUUGUGUCUCACUUGCACUGAUGCUUCAGGGUGGAUCAGCAGAUAGUAAAGACGAUGGAGGGCCUCAGUUUGCUGAGGUCUUUGUCAUCAUCUGGUUUGGUGCAGUUGUCAUCACACUAAACUCAAAGCUGCUUGGAGGAACUAUAUCGUUUUUUCAGAGCCUGUGUGUUCUGGGUUACUGCAUCAUGCCCCUGACGGUAGCAAUGCUGGUGUGCAGGCUGGUGCUGCUGGCAGGCUCUGGGACCAUCAGCUUCAUUAUUCGUCUUAUUGUAGUAGUGGCUAUGUUUGGUUGGUCAACAUUAGCAUCUACAGCUUUCCUGGCAGACAGUCAGCCUCCAAACCGCAAAGGUCUCGUUGUGUAUCCCAUCUUCCUCUUCUACUUUGUUAUAAGCUGGAUGAUUCUCACCUUUACACCUCAGUGAUCUCCUGUCAGAAGAGACUGUGUAACAUAGACUGGAGUUUUUUUUCAUGAACGCUGCAGUUAAUCAUUGGCUUUAUCUCUUUCUAAUUUAUAUAUACAGAGAUAUAUUGUAAAAAGGCAGGUUAUGGGAUAAAGCCAGAGAACUGCAAAAAUUGGUCAUUUGUAUGUCCCUCCUUUUGAAAGUUACAGAGGUCCAGCUGCUAAGGGUUUUUUUAUUUAGCCCUGCUCUUCAGUUGUGUUAAAUAAAAAAAUGCCCACUGUGACAGGGAUUAUUCUGCCUGAGGAACAGAGCGGGAGAUCCUGAAAUUUCAAGAUGUUGGAUAGAUGAAGAUGAAGUCAUAGGAUCAUGCAACUUGGCAGAAUUCUUGCUUGUGCUUGGAUUCUCACUGAAGAUGAAUAUGCCUUAUGAAAUAAUAGACCUUCAUUGCCAUUACAUGUUGGCUAUUGAAGAAGUGUGUUUGACACCUUUUCCAUUCACUUCUAGAGUGGUGAAAUGUAUAUAAAGGGCAUCAUACGACUGAGCUUUCAAUUUGAAAUUAGAUUUCAGCAAAAAAAUAUUGGAUCCAUUUUGCAGUCAGUUGGAGCUGGGCAAAGGGAACUGCCUUUGCUCGUAUUCAUGCAUUGUCCAUUUGUUUUAUCCCUUCAUACACCAAGAAAUAGUGUUUCAGCCAAAUGCCUUCAACACCAUAGUUAUGCUGACUAAUCCAUAUAUCUCAUGAAAGGGAGAGUGUUUACACUGGAUAGUUAAAAAUCUUUUUGUGUGACCAUAGAUUAGAGUUAGAAAUCCUGGAGAGCAGUCAGAACUGGUUUGCAGCAGGGAUGUUACCACUCUGCAGGGAAGGUUAUCUGCAGAGCACCAAGCAAAGCGUAUGUAUGCAGAGUAUAUGUUAAAGGCUUGUGUGAAGUAAGUUGAGGUUUUGAUACAGAAGAUGUUUGGGUGCUGACACACCACACCAGGAGUUAUAUGUCCUAAAGUUUUAAAAUGGGUAGGAGGAAGAAAGCAAAUGAUGUUGAAGCUGGUGACUCCUGUGAAGCAGGAUGUGAAUUCUGGUCUCAACUGCUUGUACGUGACUUUUCAUUGGGUUGUUUACAUGGACAGCAGUUCACCAUGAAUGUGUACAAAUUUGCAUAUUGUUUCUUUGUACUUACAAUGAGAUGUGAGAAACUUUAAUUUGGGGUUGGUUGGUUUGCUUGGUUUUGCUUAACACUUUCUAAAAGGGAAGGAGGCUUGCUUCUUCUCCAGUUCCCUGCAGGCACACUUCUGUACCUCACCUGGCAAAUUGCACUGGUGUGCAAGUGUGUCAUUUGUAUUUCACUGUAGGGAUUGAGACCUGGAGAAUGGCUUUUUGAAAACUGUAUAGAAAUUAUUUAUGUUGUCCAUUAUUUUCAGUGAGCAGCCCAAGAGGAGGUCUUUGAAACAUCUAGGGGUGAAAAAGCUGCUGUUAAAAUGUCACUUUUCCUAACAAUGAGCAUCGCAUUUCUUUUUUUCCUGUAGUAAUUCAGAUAGGCCCAAUAUUGAUGUAUGGUGGGUCCUGCUGAGGUGUAAAUAUGUCUAAUUUAUAUUUAUAUAUAUAAAAGUGCAGUUUCUGCUCUGAACACUUCAAGUAUUGGGUAGUUGGGAUGGACGUUUCUAAAUGUGCAGGUUAAAAGUACACUUUUGCAUUUCUGGGAAUAUGAAGAGGGAAAGAAACAGCUGCUCUCAGCAGGGAACCAGCUUUGCUGAUUGUUACCAGCAAGUGUGUGCAAACCUGGGGGCAGCAUCGUCCCUAGACUUUCCUCCGUGGCUGUUCUGAGAUGCUGCAAAAGGAGCUGUAGAGUUUCACAAAGCUGUUGAUACAAUGGAAAUGGGGAAUUUUUAAAAUUCUAUUAAAUUAUUACCAGUAUGGAAUGUGAUUUUUCUUUUAAAUGUGCAGUUUUCCAUUCAUUUAAACUUUUAGAUAUCCAUUAAAUUCCAUUUAAUUUCCAUUAAACAUUUAAACAUAAUUUAGCUUUAUGAAGCUGAUAAGAAAUAUUCAGGGGAAGUAGAUCUAAAGCUGUUGAUGGCUACAGUGGGAUUCUUUGAGUCAAAUCUUUCCUACAAGAAGUCAACCGUGCUUCAGAGAAAUCCUUGGAAUUCUGUCUCUUGUGUCUUGUGACUUAAGUGGAUAGUAUGUCUGAAAGACAAUCGGAGUAAUAUUUGAUUGAUUUGGUAUCUUUUUGGGAAGAGGGGAAACAAUUUUUAAGAUAAAUUAAAAUUCCAGCUUUUUCCUUUCUUGUUUAUGACUUG
This is a messenger RNA of Neopsephotus bourkii (Bourke's parrot), 3133 nucleotides long. RefSeq names its product Yip1 domain family member 6 (gene YIPF6). Gene Ontology annotation, cellular component: trans-Golgi network; membrane. The transcript has 7 exons. Gene Ontology annotation, biological process: endoplasmic reticulum to Golgi vesicle-mediated transport. Lineage: Eukaryota; Metazoa; Chordata; Aves; Psittaciformes; Psittacidae. The coding region runs from base 77 to 868 and encodes 263 amino acids. The record is from RefSeq and is a predicted model, not a curated record.